This is a messenger RNA of Vicia faba (fava bean), 819 nucleotides long. The record is from the annotation of a GenBank genome assembly. NCBI's taxonomy places the organism in Eukaryota, Viridiplantae, Streptophyta, Magnoliopsida, Fabales, Fabaceae.
AUGGAAGAAGAAGAAGAUGUUCAUAUGAUGAAAAACUCAAAAUUUGCUGACGUGGAAUCUGAAUCCGAAGAAGAAGCUCUUUCUCUCUGUGAUCUUCCUAUUAACGAAGAUUCUGAAAACUUGGACGACAAGUCGUUUAAGAGAAAUAAUAUCAGGCCAUUGUCGUUGCCGGAAUCGAGCGAGUUAUUCAGCGGUUUCAGCAGUAGUGGUAGCUCCGAUAUGUGUCCCGCAGACGACAUCAUUUUCCGCGGUAAGCUCGUGCCGUUUAAAGAGUUAGUUAAGGAACAACAACGGAAAGAAAGUCUCAACGUUGAAAAAAUGAAUAAACCGCAAAUGCAUCGCCGGAGAUCGGGAUCUGUUUCCUCUGUUACUCGAUCGAGCAGUGUCAGUAAUUUCGGCGGUGGUUCUACUUCUAACCGUCUCAUGAUGAGAAACAGGUCGCUUAAUUAUUGUAAGUUGAGAGAGCAUUCUUUGAGUUUUCCGAUAUCAAAAACGCCGGAAGUUGUUCGGGGUUCUUCUGUUAGAAGCGUGGCGUCGUCGGAGGGAGUAGCGAAGAAAGCAAUGAAGCCGCGGUGGUAUUCUCUCGUGUUUGGGAAGAUGAAGGUUCCGCCGGAGAUGGAACUCAAUGAUAUUAAGAAUCGGCAGGUUCGCCGGAAUCCUUCAAAAAGCAUGUUUCUAGGUUCGGAUUCCGGUGAGAAUUUGGACGUGAAUCGGAGCUCCGGUAAGGUGUCAUGGAAAAUACUGAAAGCGCUGAGUUGUAAGGAUCACAACAGCGUUUCCGUAACGACGUCGUUCUCUUUGCCUCAAGCGUCGUCGUAA